AUGGAGGCUCACCAGGGCCCCGGCAGCCCGGAGAGCCCCAACCGGGCCGUGGAGUACCUUCUGGAACUCAACAACAUUAUCGAGAGCCAGCAGAAGCUUCUAGAAACCCAGCGGCGCCGAAUCGAGGAGCUGGAGGUCCAACUGGACCGGCUCAGCCAGGAGAACAAGGAGCUGCGUCUGGACCGGCAACCCGUGGUUCCUCCUCCACCUGCUCCUCCUGAGCCUCCGCUCCCUCCUCCUCCACCGCCCCCUCCGCCCGCUCAGACCACAUCAGUGUCUAUUUCCAAGAACCACCACUACCACCACAACAGCCAACACCAGACUCCUCCCCAGCCCCCUUCCUCCAUCUCCCUCCACCACAGCCACCACCACCACCAGCAUCAUCAUCAGCAGUACCACCACCACUCCUCCACCCACCAUUCCUACAACAGCACCAACAGCACCAGUGCGCCUGCCAUCCCGGUUCCUGCUCCAGCGUCAGCUCCAGCCUCCAUGACGAUCCCGGCCCAGAUCCCAGGUCCGAUCUCUUCCCCCGCCCCGGCUCCACCUCCCCCUCCUCCCAUCCCUCCUCGGGACCAGCCGCGGGCCCACAGCCGGCUGUCCCGAGCGGCCUCCACCAGCACCGGCACCAACACCAACUUUGUAGAGAAAGAGAAAGAGAGGAUCGAGCACCUGCACAAAGUCAACGCCUCCAACAACCACCACGCCAACACGCUGCACCAUCACAAAACUGUGGAGGGCGACUCUCAGUGUCCGGAGGCGCUCACUUUUUCUGAUUCGUCCUUCGGCCACCCGCCUCCCUUCCAUCGCUAUAGCAACAGCCCCCUCUCCAGCCCCUGUGAUCCCUACAGCUCUGCCUCCACCAGCGGGCCCCUGGGAGCCUCCCACAUACACACUCAGGGCAGCUCUCCCAUCUCCCCCCCCAGCCCGGCGAGCCUGGCCUGGGCUCAGCGGAGUCGCCACCAGCCGGCCAGCCUGGCGCUCCGCAAGCAGGAGGAGGAGGAGAGCAAACGCUGCAAGGCCUUCUCCGACAGCUAUGAGCUCUCCACAGACCUGCAGGACAAGAAGGUGGAGAUGCUGGAGAGGAAGUACGGAGGCCAGUUUGUGUCUCGGCGGGCGGCGAGGACGAUUCAGACGGCGUUCAGGCAGUACCGCAUGAACAAGAACUUCGAGAGGCUUCGUAGCUCCGCCUCCGAGAGCAGGAUGACCCGACGCAUCAUCCUGUCCAACAUGAGGAUGCAGUACUCGUUCGACGAGCGUCCGCCACAAUGUCAGGGGUCAGCAGGUCAGCGGGGGUCCGAGGACGCAGGAGACAUGGACGACUCCUUCUCUAAACAAGUGAAGUCUUUGGCCGACUCGAUGGACGACUCGCUGACCUGCCAGUCGGGACGCGAGGACUCACAGGAAGCAGGAGGAGAGGAGGAGGAGGAGGAGGAGGAGGAGGGAGACGAAGAGGAGGAAGAGGAGGAGGAGGAAGGGGAGGAGGACGAGGAGGAAGACGAAGAAGAAGAUUACAGACAGUGUGCGUGGCGCAGCACCAAUGCCUCCGCCCACCGCGCCACAGGCCGGGGGGGAGGAGCCGGGAGAGGAGGCGCCGACAUGCACGAGGACAGCACCGCCACCUCCUUCAGUGAUGUCACGCUCUACAUGGACGAGGGCUGCCUCCCCUCCUCGCCGCUGUCCCGCCCCGCCUCCAACUCCGACACGGAGUACUGGGGAGGAGGGCGAGGGGGAGGCGCAGGGGGGAGGGAGGACAGCAGGGAGACGGAGGGAGGGAGCAGCCGGAGGAGCAGCACGCCAUGUACCGAGUGUCGGGGGGAGUACAGAGGGAGGGCAGGAGGAGGAGGAGGAGGAGGAGGAGGAGGAGGAGGAGGAGGAGGAGGAGGAGGAGGAGGAGGAGGAGGAGGAGGAGGAGGAGGACACCUCCCUGUCCUGACCAUCGAACCGCCCAGUGACAGCUCCGUGGACAUGAGUGACAGGUCGGAGCGCGGCUCCAUCGGACGCCUGGUGUACGAGCAGGAGCCGUCGGGCGCCGAGCGAGGAGAGCGGGAGAGGAGGGCGGGAGGGGGGGGUGGGGAGGAGAGCGGCGAGGACGAGCGGGGGGGCGGAGGGGGGGGGAGCAGCGAGGCCGACUCGCCGCAGGGAACCAUCAAACACAAACCCACGGCGCAGGGACAGACCCGCAGCCCGGCCAGCGUGCCCCCCCCGGUGCCCUCGGCCCGGACCCUGCCCUCGCACCCGCUCCCCCACCCGCUGCAGCACUCGCACCCCCACCCUCACCCCCCGCCCCUCCCCCACCUCCCCACCAUCCUGCACCACCACCCUCAGUACAGCCAGCCGCACGUCGUGCACCUGCACCACGCGCACGGCGCCGGCCCCGGCCCGUACAUGCAGCACCACUUCAACCAGCACCACUACCACCACCUGCACCACCACCACCUGCCACACGGCUACCCAGAACCCCCCUCUUCCCCCGCCCCCCCGCUCACACCUCUCUCCCCCCUGCCGCUGCCCCUCACGCCCUCGCCGCUCUCCUCCUCCUCCUCCGCUCUUCAGAACAUGGAGGCGCAGCAGCACCUCGCCCACCACCCCCACCUCCUCCACCACCACCUGCUGUGCUCGGACGGAGACAACGAGAGCGUCAACUCCACCACCACCAACUCCAACGACGACACCACCGUCAACAACUGCAGCUCGGGCUCCUCGUCACGUGACAGCCUGCGGGAGCCAAUGGGAGGAGCCGCCCUGGGCAAGCAGACCUAUCAGAGGGAGAGCCGCCACAGCUGGGACUCGCCGGCCUUCAACAACGACGUGGUGCAGCGGCGGCAGUACCGCAUCGGACUCAACCUGUUCAACAAGAAGCCGGAGAAGGGGAUCCAGUACCUGAUCGAGAGAGGCUUCGCGUCGGACACGCCGGUCGGCAUCGCCCGCUUCAUCCUGGAGAGGAAGGGCCUGAGCCGGCAGAUGAUCGGAGAGUUCCUCGGCAGCCGGCAGCAGUUCAACAAGGACGUGUUAGACUGCGUCCUGGACGAGAUGGAUUUCUCUGGGAUGGACCUGGACGACGCUCUGAGGAAGUUCCAGUCUCAGAUCAAAGUUCAGGGUGAAGCUCAGCGGGUGGAGCGGCUGAUCGAGGCCUUCAGUCAGCGGUACUGUGUUUGUAACCCGGUGCUGAUCCGACAGUUCCAGAAUCCAGACACCAUCUUCAUCUUGGCCUUUGCCAUCAUCCUCCUCAACACGGACAUGUACAGCCCCAACGUCAAGCCAGAGAGGAAGAUGAAGCUUGAGGACUUCAUCAAGAACCUGAGAGGCGUUGAUAACGGUCAGGACAUCCCCAGAGACCUGCUGGUGAACAUCUAUGGAAGGAUCCAGAAAUGGGAGCUGAGGACCAACGAUGACCACGUGUCCCAGGUCCAGGCCGUAGAGAGGAUGGUGGUCGGCAAGAAGCCUGUCCUGUCGCUGCCUCAUCGCCGGCUGGUCUGCUGCUGUCAGCUGUUCGAGGUUCCCGAUCCGAACCGCGCCCAGAGGAGCAGCGUCCACCAGCGGGAGGUGUUCCUGUUCAACGACCUGCUGAUGGUAACAAAGAUCUUCCAGAAGAAGAAGACUUCAGUAACGUACAAUUUCCGUCAGUCCUUCCCUCUGGUGGACAUGCAGGUCCACACCUUCCAAAACAGCUACUACCCUCAUGGCAUCCGACUGACAUCAGCGAACCCCGGGGGGGAGAGGAAGGUGCUGAUCGUCUUCACGGCUCCGAGUCAGCAGGACCGAGCUCGCUUCACCUCCGACCUGAGGGAGAGCAUCGCGGAGGUGACGGACAUGGAGAAGUACCGGGUGGAGUCCGAGCUGGAGAAGCAGAAAGGUGGGAUGCGUCCCGGCAUGUUGACGGGCGGAGGACCCGGGGGGGCGGCAGGGGGCGGGGCCAACGCUGGUGGUGGGCCCGUAAAGGGCGAGGUGCUCAACGGCACCCUGGGGCGGCCGUGCCUGGACGACACGUACGCCUCGGUGGACGGACUCAAACGCACGGCGCUCAGCUCGUCGUUGAGAGACCUCUCAGAAACAGGGAAGCGAGGUCGUAGGAACAGUGUGGGAUCAUUGGACAGUACCAUCGAAGGUUCCAUCAUUAGCAGCCCUCGGCCGCACCAGCAGCGCCCCCUGGCGGCAGGAGGCGUGUCUUACUGCCCCAUGAUGGCCCCCCCCUCUCCAGCAGCCUACCGGCCACACCGCCCAGCACAGAGCCCCGGUACAGGGGUGGGGGGUGGGCCGGGGCUCUGUCACAACCAGGGAGGGGUCAGCCCCUCCCCCCUGGCGAGCGGGGGAGGGGCUGGGGGCGGAGGCGGGAUGGCGGGUGGGGGGGGCGGCCUGCUGGGGAACUUCUUCGGCAGCCGCAGAGGGAAAGUUCCUGUUCCUCUGACGAUGAUGUCACCGCCUCCUCAGGGUCCGACGAGCCCCCUGAUGAUCUCAUCGCCCCCCCACUACCCCGCCCCCGCCCCCCCCAGCGCCCAUCCCCCCUCCCCUUCCCCAGGCCCCUCCCCUUCCCCCCACCUCGGCCCCUCGGACUCGGGCGGAGUUGGAGGGGGAGGAGUUAUGGGAGGGGCACCGUCCAAGCUGCAGGCUUUGCACGCUCAGUAUUGCCAUGGCAACAGUGGAGGAGGAGGAGUCAGUGUUACUGGGCACCAGCAGCAGCAAACGCCGCCCCCCCCCUACCACCAUCAUCACCGCUACCACAUGCAGAGCGUCCCCCCCCCUCUCUCCCACAGAGUCUCCGCCCCCCGGCGCCAAGCCCCGCCCCCUCACACCCAGCAGCAUCACAGGAUGCAACAUGGCCCCGCCCAGCACCCCCGCUACACCCUGGCCUCCGGCUUCAUCACCCCCCCGCCACUGUCCCCCCACUCCCCCCUAACCCCUACCACCCCCCACGGACUCUUCCACUCGCACGCCGUGGCGGGGGGGCGACCGGGGGGAGGAGCCAAACUCCCGCUUACCAUCUCGCACUCUCAGCCCCACCCACACGCUCACACACACUCUCACAACCACGCCGCGCACGCACACUCCCCCCUCAGCCCCUCCCCCUCCACCCACUUCAUAUUCUCCCCGCCCCCCCCCCUGACGCCCUCGGCCCGCCUCCUCAGCCAAACGCCUCCUCAGCCCUACGCUGCUCAGUACCCGCCCCUCUCCUCCAUCCCGCCCCCCCCACCGCACUCACCCUUGCCCCCCCCUUCCUCAGCACCACUCUCCCCCCACCCAGGGGGGGGUGGAGGGCAAGGGGGGGGGCCCAAAUCCAAACCCGUCAGCCGGAUCAGCACGGUGGUCUGA
Messenger RNA from Limanda limanda (common dab), 5310 nucleotides. RefSeq names its product IQ motif and SEC7 domain-containing protein 2-like. The coding region runs from base 1 to 5310 and encodes 1769 amino acids. The record is from RefSeq and is a predicted model, not a curated record. Lineage: Eukaryota; Metazoa; Chordata; Actinopteri; Pleuronectiformes; Pleuronectidae. The transcript has 18 exons. Gene Ontology annotation, molecular function: guanyl-nucleotide exchange factor activity; protein binding. Gene Ontology annotation, biological process: actin cytoskeleton organization; regulation of ARF protein signal transduction.